AUGCAAUCCGCAUCAAAAUUCCUGUCUUGGGAACAAUCAGCAGACCAUUACUGCGAUCUUUGGGCGCAAACACGACCAAUACGGAGAAAAGUCCCCCUCGCUAGCCAACAGCCUAUAUCAGGAACGGCUCAGCAUCUGCUCUCUCUGUGGCCGAUGACCUUCGGCCUCGCUUGUUGUGCAGUCGAAAUGAUGCAUCUAUCAACACCACGUUUCGACCAGGACAGGCUGGGGAUCAUCUUCCGAGCAUCCCCACGACAAGCCGAUAUGGCACCGGCAUUACGUCAGGUCUAUGAUCAAAUGCCGGAGCCCCGCUGGGUUACUAGUAUGGGAAGUUGCGCCAACGGUGGCGGCUAUUAUCACUAUAGCUAUAGUGUGGUUCGCGGGUGCGACCGUGUAGUGCCUGUAGAUAUAUACGUUCCGGGGUGCCAGCCGACGAGCGAGGCGUUGAUAUAUGGGAUUCUACAGCUACAGCGAAAGAUACGACGGACUAAGUCUGCGCGGAUGUGGUACCGGAAGUAA
Messenger RNA from Colletotrichum godetiae, 519 nucleotides. RefSeq names its product NADH-ubiquinone oxidoreductase 19.3 kDa subunit. Gene Ontology annotation, biological process: mitochondrial respiratory chain complex I assembly; aerobic respiration; electron transport coupled proton transport. The record is from RefSeq and is a predicted model, not a curated record. The transcript is spliced from 4 exons. Bases 1 to 519 code for a protein of 172 amino acids. NCBI's taxonomy places the organism in Eukaryota, Fungi, Ascomycota, Sordariomycetes, Glomerellales, Glomerellaceae. Gene Ontology annotation, molecular function: NADH dehydrogenase (ubiquinone) activity; 4 iron, 4 sulfur cluster binding; quinone binding.